AUAAAUUAAAUAAAAAAUAUCCAAGUAAAAAACAGAAAAAAACGAAAAUGGUUGAGAUAAGCAGCGUCAUCUCCAAGUUCUACAGCGACUACGUGCAGAACACACCGAAGAAGCUGAAACUGGUUGACAUCUACUUGGGCUACAUCCUACUGACCGGCAUCAUACAAUUUGUUUACUGCUGCAUGGUGGGCUCAUUUCCCUUUAACUCCUUUCUGUCGGGCUUUAUCAGCACUGUUAGCUGCUUCGUUUUGGCCGUUUGUCUCCGUCUGCAGGCCAAUCCACAGAAUAAGGCCGUAUUUGCGGGCAUCUCACCGGAACGUGGUUUUGCCGAUUUCAUAUUUGCACACAUUAUUCUCUUUUUGGUUGUCAUGAACUUUAUAGGCUAACCUUAUACUUGUACUAGCUGCUACAUAGCAUAUUGAUUUAAUUUGAUAUAAUUAAAAUAACACAAAACUCAAAAAA
This is a messenger RNA of Drosophila grimshawi, 462 nucleotides long. RefSeq names its product dolichyl-diphosphooligosaccharide--protein glycosyltransferase subunit DAD1 (gene Dad1). Gene Ontology annotation, cellular component: membrane; oligosaccharyltransferase complex. Bases 48 to 386 code for a protein of 112 amino acids. Gene Ontology annotation, biological process: protein N-linked glycosylation. Lineage: Eukaryota; Metazoa; Arthropoda; Insecta; Diptera; Drosophilidae. The record is from RefSeq and is a predicted model, not a curated record. The transcript has a single exon.